Messenger RNA from Indicator indicator, 456 nucleotides. RefSeq names its product receptor activity modifying protein 1 (gene RAMP1). Gene Ontology annotation, cellular component: cell surface; membrane; signaling receptor complex. NCBI's taxonomy places the organism in Eukaryota, Metazoa, Chordata, Aves, Piciformes, Indicatoridae. The record is from RefSeq and is a predicted model, not a curated record. Bases 1 to 456 code for a protein of 151 amino acids. The transcript has 3 exons. Gene Ontology annotation, molecular function: coreceptor activity. Gene Ontology annotation, biological process: cellular response to hormone stimulus; receptor internalization; calcium ion transport.
AUGCCGGUGCUGGUGAGGACGUGGGAAGUGCACUGGUACCGUAAUGAACGAGUGGAGACUGCCCAUCACUUCAUCGCGGCGACAGCAUGCCAGGAGGCCGACUACGGCUGGAUGAUUCGGCACUACUGCCUGAAGCAGUUCCAGCUCAGCAUGGAGGGCAUCGGCCAGCGGCUCUGGUGUGACUGGGACGAGACUGUGGGCACCUACGGGGAGCUGACGAACUGCACGGCACUGAUCGCUGAGAGGCUCGACUGCUACUGGCCCAACCGCUUGGUGGAUGAGUUCUUCGUGGCUGUCCACAAGCAGUACUUCAGGAACUGCUCCCCCUCCGGCCGGGCGCUGCACGACCCUCCCAACAGCAUCCUCUGCCCCUUCAUCCUGCUGCCUGUCCUUGUCACCCUGCUGAUGACCGCGCUGGUGGUGUGGAGGAGCAAACGCAGUGAGGGCAUCGUGUAG